Messenger RNA from Ailuropoda melanoleuca (giant panda), 734 nucleotides. It is a transcript of the gene GPHA2, whose product is annotated as glycoprotein hormone subunit alpha 2. Gene Ontology annotation, molecular function: thyrotropin-releasing hormone receptor binding; hormone activity. Lineage: Eukaryota; Metazoa; Chordata; Mammalia; Carnivora; Ursidae. The record is from RefSeq and is a predicted model, not a curated record. The transcript is spliced from 4 exons. Gene Ontology annotation, cellular component: extracellular region. The coding region runs from base 133 to 516 and encodes 127 amino acids. Gene Ontology annotation, biological process: cell surface receptor signaling pathway.
UCCCCAAGAGGGCGUGGCUCCAGAUCCUGGCAAAUAAAAAUCCGGAGAGCCAGCACUGUCUGGAGACCAGCAGAAGACCUGAGGAACUCAUUCAGCAAGCCACUCAGUUCCUGGGCCUUGGAGGCGAUCCCCAUGGCAUCCCCCCAAACGCUGCUCCUCUGCCUGCUGGUCCUGGCAGUCACGGAAGGUUGGGGUCGCCAGGCGGCCAUCCCAGGCUGCCACCUGCACCCCUUCAAUGUGACGGUGCGAAGUGACCGCCAAGGCACCUGCCAGGGCUCCCAUGUGGCACAGGCCUGUGUGGGCCACUGUGAGUCUAGCGCCUUCCCUUCCCGGUACUCCGUGCUGGUGGCCAGUGGCUAUCGACAUAACGUGACCUCCGUCUCUCAGUGCUGUACCAUCAGUGGCCUAAAGAAGGUGAAGGUGCAGCUGCAGUGUGGGGGGGACCGGAGGGAGGAGCUGGAGAUCUUCACGGCCAGGGCCUGCCAGUGUGACAUGUGUCGCCUCUCGCGCUACUAGCCCACCCUCUCCCUUCCUCCUUCGCCUUGGUCAGAGGGUUUGAGUUGGAGUAUAUCCUGUAUAUCCUGAGGCCCCUUGAGGACAACAGCUCUCUUAAGAUUCUGUAUUGGCACCUCCUGAGAAGAGGGCAGUUUCUGCCUCUCCCCUGCCUCGGCCUGGCCUCCUAACCAGUCUGCCAUCAUUUCACUCCUCUCUUUGUCCUUACCCCUAAAUAAAGC